CGGGUCUCCUCCCGGGCGGCGGGCAGCGCCCGGCGCGCUGCCUUUGUCUCCUGCGCUGCGUCCCGCACCGCAAAGGCGUCGGCGCUAAAUUCCCAGGGGCUAAGAAGAUCCCAGGCUGCCUUUCUUGCCCUGCUUCGUCAUUUUACUAUUUUUUUAAUUUUUUUUUUCCUGUGUGCUUAAGGGCUCAGUAAAGUCUUUGGCCUGGAUAUUUUGCUGUUUUUUAUUUUUCCUCCGUGUUUAAGUGUCUGCAUUGAAUGAACUAAUAAAGAUGGAUAAGAAAUCAUUUGAAACCGUGCUGGAUGAAAUUAGAAAGGCUGUACUGACUGAGUACAAAUUAAAAGCUAUUGAAUAUGUUCAUGGAUACUUUUCUAGUGAACAGGUAAAACUCAAGGCAAUAAAGGCUUUACAACAUAAAAUAGUGGCAGUUCCAGCAUCAAAAAUGGUUAAUAUUCUCAACUGCUUCACAUUCAGUAAAGAUAAACUUAUCGCCCUUGAAAUCUUAGCUUCCAACAUUGUUGAUGCUCAGAAUUAUCGCCUUAUUGAAGAUCUGUUCAGAAUUAAUAUGUCAGAGAAGAAAAGAUGCAGAAGAAUUCUUGAACAGGCUUCAAAAACGGGUUGUAAGGCUCCUCAUGCUAUGAUAUCAUCCUGUGGCAUGAUUCCUGGCAACCCUUAUCCCAAGGGGAAGCCAAGCCGCAUAAAUGGAAUUUUCCCAGGAACCCCUAUCAAAAAGGACACAGAGGAAUGUACUAAUGAAGGAAAGGGAAUAGCAGCCCGUAUACUUGGACCAUCCAAACCAGCUCCAUCAACCUACAACCCACACAAACCAGUUCCAUACCCCAUCCCACCAUGUCGGCCACAUGCAACUAUUGCACCAAGUGCUUACAACAAUGCUGGCUUAGUUCCAAUGGCUAAUGUCAUAGCUCCAGGCUUAGCAGCUCCUCCACCAUACACUGCUAAUCAAGUGGUAUCAGAAAAUGAGGACCUUUCCAGCCAGGCAAAACCUUCCCAAAAUCAAGCUUUUUCUGCACAAGCGAAUCAGCUCUUUACUCCUCAUGGUUCUAAUCCUUCAACACCUGCUGCUACUCCAGUCCCUACCCCAUCACCUGUCAAGGCAAUAAGCCAUCCAUUAGCACCUGCAACUCCACUCAUAUCUGGGAUGAACAUGUCUACCCCUGUCCUUCCUGUUUUCCCAGGACAGGUCUCCUCUUCCAUCCAUACAUCUCAGCCAUCCACCCCAACCCCUACUGUCAUCAAAUCCCUUUCAUUGCCUGGUGUUCCUGUCACAUCUGUUCACAGUGCAACCUCUACCCCUAUCCCUGCAGUUUUUUCUGGGCUGGCUUCUAUACCCACUGCUACGCCAGCUCCGCAAGGUUCUUCCACACCAUGCGCCACACCUGCGCCUAGUGAAGCUUUCGCAUCUGCUACUGCACCAUUUGCUGGCCUCCCGUUCUCUGCAACCUCUUCAAUUGCUUCCGCUAAUAAUCCCGCUCCAUUGUCAUCAGUUUUUGCUGGCCUCCCUUUGUCCUUGCCUCCCAAUGCCCAAGGGAUUUCUAGUCCUGUUCCAUCUACAAUUGCUAAUUCUCCUGCCACUACCAUUCCUGGUUCGCUUAGCUUGCCUAACCCAAUUUUGUCUGUCUUAAAGGGAUUUCUGACAUCAAAUGACACUUCAUUAAUCAAUUCAUCUGCUUUACCUUCUGCUAUGACAAGUGAGCUUGCUUCUUUAUCUGCUCUUGCUAAUCAAAGCUCUGACCCUCCCACUUCCUCUGUCAACAAAUGUUAUACUCCAUCAGCCACCCCCACCCCACAGCGUUCCUCCACACCUGGGCUGGCCAUUUUUCCAGGUCUUCCAUCCCCAUCUGUGGCCAAUUCUAGUUCCACUCCUCCAACAUUGCCUGCACAGUCACCUUUAACCACUUCACCAUCGAUUAUGCCAGUCAACUGUGGCUCAUCAGCCUCCCUCUUGCAUGGCACAAGCCCUACUAAUCCUGAUCAGCAGCUCUCAUCAGCCCCAGCUGCCACAAGUAUCCCAGUUCUGGUCAAAACAGAACCCAUGAGUCCUACCCUUUCGGCCUUCAAGGGUCCUUCUCAUUCAGCUGGCCCUUCUCAUGGCACUAUAGGACUGUCCGCGCUUGGGCGUGCAUACACCUCAGCAGCUUCAGUGCCAGUCAGUUUACCCAGUUCCCUGAAUCCAGCACUAUCAGGUCUCCCCUCUUUGAGUGCUCCUCUAAACAAUUCCAGUUCUCUGGCUUCCAUUUCCCUCGCCCCACAUGGCUCUUCUGCUCCCAUUCCCCCUGUGUUCAAUGGACUUCCACCUUUUACGUCUCUAACCAGUAACUUUGCUUUUACUGGUAAUCCAGCACUUACGCCACCCGUCACUCUCCCAGGGUCUUUGUUAGCUACUCCGUCUACAACCGCUUCAGCCGUGUCUGCCCCUCAUGUGAGUUCCACUGCCGCCGUACUCUCAGGACUCGCCGCCUCAGCAACAGUCUCUGCUCCACCCUUCUCGCUUAACUUGUCCAGUGCUGUCCCUUCCCUUUUUUCUGUUGCCCAGGGACCUCUGGGAUCAUCAAACCCAUCCUUCCCUGGUUUUCCUGUCUCUAACACACCCUCUGUCACUCCUGCUCUCCCUUCUUUCCCUGGCCUCCAGGCAUCUUCUGCAGUAGCAGCAGUUGCACCGUUGCCGGCAGCUGCCACAGCCCCAUCUCCGGCUCCGGUCCUGCCAGGGUUUGCCUCGGCCUUUAGCUCAAACUUCAACUCUGCACUUGUUGCACAGGCUGGCUUGACUUCUGGACUACAGACACCGGGAAAUGCAGUUUUUCCUGGUCUUUUAUCUCUCCCUGGUAUCCCUGGCUUUCCCCAAAGUGCCGCACAAUCUUCCUUACAGGAAUUACAGCAUAGUGCGGCUGCACAGUCAGCACUACUACAGGCACAUUCUGCUUCUGCUCUGGAGAACUAUACAGCUCAGCCUGAAGGUUUUGCUAACUAUCCGUCAACACCAGGAACACCAUUUUCCUUGCAGACAAGUCUGCCCCAGAGUGGAUGGCAAUAAAUACCAGACAUUUUUAAAGACUGCAGUGGUUGCUUGACAGAGCCUGAUCCUAUUCACUUUGAAGGCUGUCUCCGCACUAGUAGGAGCAUGGUCUGAAUUGGGGAAGGAGGGGGAAAACAUGAGGGUAAAAUGAUUCCAGGAGGCUGUGUCAGAUGUCAAACCUUAUUUGUGAUUGCAUUUAAUUGAUUCAGGGUCUGAUCCUGUGAAUUGCUGAGCAUCCUUGACUCUCCUUUUAGCUUACAAGUUGAACGUUUGGUGUCUUACAGGAUCAGGAACGUUCAAACAGACUUUUAUGUAAAUAGAGCAAUUGGCUAUCAAACUGAAUGGGGAGAACAAGUAUACUUAAUAGUGCGUAUAAGCACCUAUCCUGUUAUGUUUUGUAUGGUAUAUGUGGUUAAUAUAGAACGAGAUCUAGACUGAAACUAGAUACUCCAAGCUGUAGACGAUCUUUCGUCUAGAUGCACACUUCUUGUGUGUGCAUAGAUCAAGGUCAGUUUAUGGUUCUUUGGAUCUUUUCUUCGUAUGUGUGAGGAUCUCCUGUUAGCAUCAGCAGUAUGUUCAGGGGAGGCUAGGUCAGAGGGGUGUGGGGGUUUUCUUACGCUUUGAAAUAUUGUCACGGGCUUGCUGCUGAAUUGAGUACUCCUUUGUCUGAAUCUGAACAGGAGAGCUAGGAAAUGGUGCUGUACUGUAUUUGAGUAGAAGUGGAUUAUGUUUUACUGGAGUAUGGUUUAGCUAGCUGAGAAUAUGUCUUUCCAAAGUACAUGAAAAGCAUUUUAAUUUGCCUCUAAAAUAAUGUUCCAUAACAUUCUCCCUGCCCCCACACCUCUCUGUGAAUGAAAUAACUGUACUGCGGAUAGGCUGCCUAUCCGGCACUUUUGACUGCAGACUUUUGUGAAUGUUUACAGGCAUGGGUCAAGUUCUUCUCUCCCUUAUACUCAUAAACUCACUGGUUCUCUAUAUGCUUUUUGGCUAUGAACCACAACUUGAUGGUGCUUAUGCUAUCUUGUGAAUAUAAGUGGGAGCAGAAUUUGGACCAUGGAUUUUUUUAGUAUUUUUCCUUGGAAAAUGUACAUGAUUUUAAAGGCAUAUAGCUAAAUUAACUGUAUUGGUUAGGAAAGGUUAUGAUGCAGCAUAUAGAAAGGUCUUGCUUUGUUAGUGAAAUUCAGUUGUGCACUCUUCUAAUAACGUUAGUACCUGUGGCAAUGUGUAACACAUCAUUGAAUAUCAUCUAUUUAAGAUAAGCUCUAGAGACAAUAGAGAUGAAUGAUAUUCAGUCCUGUGAUUGAAUUAAAACGUAGAGGAUACUAUACUGUAGAAAAGCUCUGCGCCUAGAGUUCUACUUUUUUAAAGAUGAAUUCUGCUGGGAGAUGUUGCUAAUGUAUUUUCUUUCAAGAUGUGAACAAACUUUUUUAGAACAUUAAUGGAAAUUCCUGUAUUGGUUUUUAACACAAUUUUUUAAAAUAAAAGGUUUACAGUCAUGGCAAAAAGGCUUUGCUGACUAUUUACAUAUUUGCCUAAAAUACAGAUGAAUAAACUUGUUUUUACUAAGACGCUUCUUAAUGUUUGAUCUUGCUUAUACUGUUUCUUUAUGAUGCAGAAUUAUUUACUGAAUUAUGAAAUUGUUUUCCUAAAGGGUGGCAAUGGAAAUAUCCUAUGAAGUGUUUAGAUGAAAAAUAUAAAUAGUGUCCUCGAUACUUUGUCAGCAAUUGGGUAGUCUUGCAUUUUAAUAAUGAAAUUUACAUAUUAUUUUAAAGCUAAAGAUAAAAACAUAUUGAACUUUUACAUUUUUAAAUUUUGCGAAACCUGUUGAAUUCUAAUGGUUCUCCACUCUGAACUGCUUUUUAAAUCAAUGCCUUAGAUCUUGACUCCAGAAAUCUGUGGAAAAAAUCUCUACCAUUUUUCAUUAUAAUUUCCUUCUCAUUCUUUUGAUGACUUGUUCUUUGUAGAUUUGUACAUCAGUUGGAGAAGGAGAAAAUAAAAAUACAGGUAUCUUUUCAAGAGCAAAUUGGCUUUUGUUCCAUAGAUGUGAAUGUAGAGUAGUUCGAUGUCAGUAAGCAUUUUGUAACCUUACUGAGGUGCUGAGUUUGAUCUCCAAUUUGAGUCCUAGUUUCCCCAUCAAGCGGUUGAAGUUUAAACUAAUUCACAUUACCUUGUAGUCAAAAACAAGUACCAGACAUCAGCUGUUAUGCAGUGUCGUAUCAAAAAGCAAGCAGUUUGUAGGUUGUUUCUGAAAACAUCUGUUGAAUGGUCAUGGGGUAUGGGUUGUUGCAUUUUUCUGUCCAAAUAUUAGACAACUUGAGUACCUAGGAGACUGUGAAGGCCUGCUUCUCCAAAUGAAAACAGGAAUAAAGUCUGUGUUCUACAUUACAGCAAACUCCUGUGACCCAGCCCUUGAAUUUCUGAAGGGGGUGAUUUGUCCUGAGCCCUUUCGUGCUUACUUGAGCACCAUUUUUGAAAAGUCAAGGAAGAGUCUGCUCCUGAGGCAAACUGUGCCAGAUCUUACACUGAGCCUGUGCUGGGAAAGGGCUGUUGCUCUAUGACUUAAUUCUGGACUAUGAUUUUUUCAUUGUUCAAGUUGGCUAUUACUGCUGUAUUUCAGCUAUGUUGACAGACUGCAAAGAU
Molecule: messenger RNA, 5671 nt
Organism: Egretta garzetta (little egret)
Lineage: Eukaryota; Metazoa; Chordata; Aves; Pelecaniformes; Ardeidae
Gene: PROSER1
Product: proline and serine rich 1
Exons: 15
Coding region: 269-3049 (926 amino acids)
Source: RefSeq, a predicted model, not a curated record